AUGUCCUCGAAGAACGGGAAUUCGGAGAGAAAGGGAGAAGAGACAACAGCGACAAUGGAGGCUUGGAAAUGUUUCGCAGGAGAGGAAUUGGCUCCGGACAGGGCUUUCUCUCGCGCCGAUGUCAACAACAGAGGACCACAACGAAGCUACUCUCCACCACGCCGUGAACAUAAGCGUGCUCCCAUAGCAGGAUGCCCGCAGGCUACAAUGUACAGCCUCAUCGGCAAACAUGCAGGACGGCCAGUCCUCCGCCUGGGAUACCAAAGGGCUUCGCGUGGCAGCCGUCUGCUCACACGACAUUCUGGCUCUAAACCCAAGCCCAAGCACAAGGCACCACUCGACCUUCCCGGCCUGGAUCAGAAGUGGAAGCUCCGCUGGCGGGUCGAGAGUUCGACCGAGCAGCUCGAACAUGCAGUCCGCACGAAUGAGGGAAAAGCGGUUCCAGGCAAAUACAUACUUCCCAUGUUUCCUUACCCGUCUGGAGACCUCCAUCUUGGCCAUCUCCGAGUGUAUACCAUUUCCGAUGUUCUGGCAAGGUUCCGACGCAUGCAAGGCUAUGAGGUGCUUCAUCCCAUCGGCUGGGACGCAUUCGGAUUGCCAGCAGAAAAUGCAGCAAUCGCGAGGGGUGUUGACCCUGCAACAUGGACGCAGCAGAACAUCCAGAAGAUGAAGACUCAGCUGGAAGCUAUGAACGGAGCUUGGGAUUGGAAUCGUGAAUUUGCUACGUGCGAUCCCAAGUUCUACAAGCAUACUCAGCAACUCUUCCUCAUGCUGCACAAAGCUGGCCUUGCAUACCAGUCCGAAGCAUUGGUGAACUACGACCCCGUAGAUAAGACCGUCUUGGCGAAUGAACAAGUCGACGCGAAGGGUCAUUCUUGGAGGUCCGGAGCCAAGGUUGAGAAAAAGAUGCUGAAGCAAUGGUUUUUCAAGAUAUCCGCAUUUCGCCAAGAGCUCCUCGACGGACUCACGAAGCUGCAGGGCAAGUGGCCAGAGAGGGUUCUGGCGAUGCAGAAGAAUUGGAUUGGUAAGUCUACGGGGGCUCGGAUUAAGUUCCCGGUCGUCGCCUAUGAUCAACAGACGCAUUCGGAUAUCGAGGUCUUUACUACGAGACCGGAUACUCUGUUUGGCGUGCAAUACGUGGCCCUGGCCUCAACGCAUCCACUUGUUCAGUCUCUGGCGAACACGGACGCUGAGUUACAAGCUUUCCUGAAUACGAUUCCGGCGCUACCACAAGACUCCAAGGUUGGCUACCUACUGCCCCAUGUACAUGCACUGAAUCCGCUGUCCUAUGAAGACUCUACCCCGGACGCAACGAAGGCUUCUCUGCCGAUAUACGUUGCGCCGUAUGUGCUGGGAGAUUACGGUGACGGUGCUGUGAUGGGAGUGCCUGGGCACGAUACCCGUGAUCACUCAUUUUGGAAGCAUAACCGCUACGACGAUCCAAUUCGAUUUGUCGUCGCCCAGUCCCCUGGGGACACAUGCAGUGUUUUGCAGACAGUGCCAUUUGUCAACCAUGGCCAUCUCACAAACCUUUCCGGGCCGUUUGCUGGCCUCAGCUCUGCUGCAGCGACGGACAAGAUUGUAGCUCUCGUUGCGUCUAAAGGACUAGGCUCGGCUGCAGAGACUUGGCGCCUGAGAGACUGGUUGGUCAGCCGUCAACGAUAUUGGGGCACGCCAAUCCCAAUAAUCCAUUGUGAUACUUGCGGUCCAGUUCCUGUUCCUGAUGACCAGCUCCCUGUCGAGCUCCCACCUGUGAGUAGCCAUUGGGAAGCCGGCGAGACCGGCAAUCCAUUAGAGCAUGCCCAUGAGUGGGUCAACACGACUUGUCCAGGAUGCGGUGCUGCUGCGAAGAGAGAUACAGAUACCAUGGAUACCUUUGUCGAUUCCAGCUGGUACUUUAUGAGAUUUCCAGAUGCUCAUAAUUCGGACUCCCUGUUCUCGCCGGAGGCAGCAGAUGCCAACCUCCCUGUGGAUUUGUACGUCGGAGGUGUUGAGCAUGCUAUCCUGCAUCUCCUCUAUGCAAGGUUCAUCUCCAAGUUUAUGGCCACGACGCCUUUCUGGCCUGAAGGCGUCGAGCAUCUCGGAGAGCCCUUCAAAACGGUCUUGGCUCAAGGGAUGGUACACGGCAAGACCUACUCGGAUCCAGCAACCGGACGAUUCCUGAAGCCAGACGAAGUCAACCUCAGCGACCCAUCGCAACCGAGCGUGAUAGCCAGCAACCAGAUAGCCAACGUAAGCUUUGAAAAGAUGUCCAAAUCGAAGUACAACGGUGUCGACCCUGGCACCUGCAUAGCCAAAUACGGUGCGGAUGCCACCAGAGCUCACAUCUUGUUUCAGGCUCCCGUCAGCGAGGUCCUCGAAUGGGAUGAAGCGAAAAUUGCUGGUGUUACCCGGUGGCUUCACAAACUGCACGGUUUCAUCGAGAACAAUGCAGCAUUGUGGUUCGCCAAUGACUUGGCACGGCCCGAUUUCAACCCUAAGGCGUAUUUCAUGAAAGCCGAAUCAGCUCCCAACAAUAACCAUAGCUUGAGUAGCCAGAUGACCAAGGAAUGGGUGGCCUCUCUGGAUUAUCUCGCCCCGGCCAGGCUCGAGGAAGUAGCUUCCUACUACGCAAAGGACUCUAGGCUUUCCAAAACGCCCAGCGAGGCCGCCCAGAGUGCUGAAAAUCUUAGGAAUCUGUGGACCGAUGCAGUCAGUAAGGACAAAGCAGUCUGGCGCUCGGUUCAGCUCACCGUCGCCUCUGUGACGGAGUCUUAUAGCAAGACGUACGCUUUGAACACUGUAGUCUCGGAUCUGAUGGCCCUAACUAACACCAUCAUGGACUACCAUAACACAAGUAUAGAUUCGCAAGACGCAAAGACCAGCCAACCUGAUUACCUACUCUCCCUGCACGCCACAAGAGCUCUGGUGCAGAUGAUGGCGCCUAUCGCUCCAGCAUUUGCUGAAGAGUGCUGGACCCUUGUCCGCCCAUCACCAUCUAUCACAAGGUUGCAGGUCCAACCUGCGCCAGGCUCCAUCUUCAAACACGCCUUUCCAACCGUCGACGGCACCUACGCGCUCCUUACGCCCUCGACGCACAAAUGCGCCGUCCAAAUCAACGGCAAGGUCCGCGCCGUUGUCAUGAUUCCGAGGGCGGACGAUGCCAUGACCGGCAGGGAGCUGGAGGCGUGGACCGUGGAGCAGAUUCUGCAGACGAAGGACGGGAGGGAGAAGUUCACGGGGGGUGGGCCGAAGCCGAUGGAUAUUAGGAAGGCGAAGAAGACGAUUGUGGUUAGUAGGGGGAAGACGGUGAACUUUGUAAUCUAG
Drepanopeziza brunnea f. sp. 'multigermtubi' MB_m1 is the source of this 3306-nucleotide messenger RNA. RefSeq lists its product as uncharacterized. Gene Ontology annotation, cellular component: mitochondrion. The record is from RefSeq and is a predicted model, not a curated record. Gene Ontology annotation, molecular function: ATP binding; leucine-tRNA ligase activity; aminoacyl-tRNA deacylase activity. Gene Ontology annotation, biological process: leucyl-tRNA aminoacylation; mitochondrial translation. NCBI's taxonomy places the organism in Eukaryota, Fungi, Ascomycota, Leotiomycetes, Helotiales, Drepanopezizaceae.